AUGGCCAGCGGACAAUUACCCAUCAAGUUUCAUGAGCAUCUGCAGCUCACCAAUGUUGGAAUUCGUCAGCCAAACAUUACUUUUGCUAAUGUUACAAUGGAAUCUGACAAAAAUAUCGUUGUCAGAGAAAUGGUAUGGUUUUCUGAAUUAAAAUAAAUUAUUUCAUAAAAUUCAUUCUAUUUUCAGAUUGGCGAUCAACAACAAGUUGUCAUCAUUGAUUUGGCUGAACCAACAAAUCCAACUCGUCGCCCAAUUUCUGCUGAUUCUGUUAUCAUGCAUCCAACCGCUAAAAUUUUGGCGCUUAAAUGUAAGUUAAUUGAAUUAUUGAAAAGUUUAAUUGAACUGUUCUUACAGCUGGAAAAACUCUUCAAAUUUUCAAUAUCGAAUUGAAAGCAAAAGUGAAGGCCCAUCAAAAUACCGAAGAUGUUGUUUUCUGGAAAUGGAUUAAUGAAACAACGAUUGCUUUGGUUUCAGACAGUGCUGUUUAUCAUUGGUCGAUUGAAGGUAAGAUUUUUCUCAUAGAUGAUUCUGAACUUGAACUCCAAUUCAAUUUUCAGGUGAUGCGGCGCCUGUGAAAAUGUUCGAUCGUCAUCUUUCACUUUCCGGAACUCAAAUUAUAAAUUAUCGAACUGAUGCUGAUUCGAAAUGGCUUGUUCUAAUUGGAAUAUCUGCAAAAGAUAAUCGAGUUGUUGGAAACAUGCAAUUGUACAGUACCGAACGAAAAGUUUCUCAACCAAUCGAUGGACAUGCCGCUUGUUUUGUUCGAUUCAAACUUGAAGGAAAUGCACAUCCAUCGAAUUUAUUCUGUUUCUCCGUCAAAAACGAGGCUGGUGGAAAAUUGCAUAUUAUUGAAGUUGGAUCGCCAGCGGCUGGAAAUCAACCAUUCCAGAAAAAGAAUGUUGAUGUACCAUAUACGGCUGAAACUGCACAAGAUUUCCCAGUUUCGAUGCAGGUAAAUAUUGGGUUUUUUUAUUCUUUUUACAAACUUGAUUUUUGUCGGCGGCUGAUUUAUAGGUAGAUGAAAAAGAUAGGAAAUUAAAAGAGAAACAGGUUUUUUCUUGUUAGUCAUUCAGUCGUUUGGGAUUUGAUUAGAAUUGGGUUGAUGAAGAAUGACAAUACGCAUUUUUGAACGGAUAAGCGUGUUUUAUAAAAAAACCAAAAAGUUUCUUGAAAUUCUCGAUUUUUUCAUAUUGAGAUCUUUAUCUAUCUAUAUAAUUACGUCAGAAAUUCACCCCAUUACCAAUUACUCAUAAAAAAUCAAUUUUUGUAGGUUUCUUCUAAACAAGGAGUCAUUUAUUUGGUAACAAAACAUGGCUUUGUACAUUUGUAUGAUAUUGAAUCAGGAGGUCGUAUUUAUUCGAAUCGUAUCUCAACAGACACCGUUUUUGUCACCUGCGAAUUAUCCAACACUGGUGGAAUUAUGGGAAUCAAUCGAAAAGGACAAGUUCUCUCGGUUUCGAUCGAUGAAACAAAUUUGGUGCCAUUCGUUACGAAUACUUUGCAAAAUCCUGAUUUGGCGCUCAAAUUGGCUGUUCGUUGUGAUUUACCGGGAGCCGAAGACUUGUUUGUCCGCAAAUUCAAUCUUUUGUUCAGCAAUGGACAAUUUGGUGAAGCAGCCAAGGUUGCCGCAUCGGCUCCACAAGGAAUUUUGAGAACACCAGCAACAAUUCAAAAGUUCCAACAAUGUCCAGCGACUGGCGGUGGACCAUCUCCACUUUUGCAAUAUUUCGGUAUUUUGUUGGAUCAAGGAAAGUUGAACAAAUACGAAACUUUGGAAUUGUGUCGUCCAGUUUUGGCGCAAGGAAGAAAAGAAUUGAUCACAAAAUGGUUGAAUGAUCAAAAGUUGGAGUGUUGUGAAGAAUUGGGAGAUUUGAUUAGACCAACUGAUCCAAAUACCGCAUUAUCGAUUUAUUUGAGAGGAAAUGUUCCACACAAAGUUGUUCAAUCAUUCGCUGAAACUGGUCAAUUUGACAAGAUUGUAUUGUAUGCGAAACGUGUUGGAUUCCAACCAGAUUAUUUGUUCCAAUUGAGACAAAUCUUGCGUUCUGGAAAUCAAGAUGCUGGAUCGAAAUUCGCUCAACUUUUGGUAUCAGAAAGCGAAAAUGGAGAACCACUUGCUGAUCUUUCCCAAAUUAUUGAUUGUUUCAUGGAAGUUCAAGCUGUUCAACCAUGCACUUCUUUCCUUUUGGAAGUUUUGAAAGGUGAUAAACCAGAAGAAGGACAUCUUCAAACUCGUCUUCUUGAAAUGAAUUUGUUGGCUGCUCCAGCUGUUGCUGAUGCUAUUUUGGCCAAUAAAAUGUUCUCGCAUUAUGAUCGAGCUGCAAUUGGACAAUUGUGUGAAAAAGCUGGAUUGUUGCAAAGAGCCUUGGAGCAUUUUACCGAUUUGUAUGAUAUCAAGAGAACUGUUGUACAUACACAUCUUUUGAAACCAGAUGUAAGUUUUUUUUAUUUUUUAAGAAAACAUUGAAAAAAAGUUGUUUUCAGAAUUUUUAAAUCAAACAUUUUUAGCCUGAAAAAUCUUUAAAUCUAAAAUUGUUUUUUUUUCAGUGGCUUGUUGGAUAUUUCGGUUCAUUGUCUGUCGAAGAUUCGUUGGAAUGCCUCAAAGCAAUGUUGACUCAAAACAUCCGUCAAAAUCUUCAAGUCGUUGUCCAAAUUGCCUCAAAAUAUCACGAACAACUUGGCGCCGAUAAAUUGAUUGAAAUGUUUGAGAAUCACAAAUCAUACGAAGGAUUGUUCUAUUUCUUGGGAUCAAUCGUCAACUUCAGCCAAGAUCCAGAAGUUCAUUUCAAAUAUAUCCAAGCGGCCACAAGAACUGGACAAAUUAAAGAAGUCGAACGAAUUUGUCGCGAAUCGCAAUGUUAUGAUGCGGAAAGAGUUAAGAAUUUCUUGAAAGAAGCCAAAUUGACUGAUCAACUUCCACUUAUUAUUGUUUGUGAUCGACAUAAUAUGGUUCACGAUUUGGUUUUGUAUUUGUACAGAAACCAACUUCAAAAAUACAUUGAAGUCUUCGUCCAAAAGGUAAUAAUUAUUUUUUUUUUUUGAAAUUUGAAUCGAAAAUUAAUUAUAUGUUUUCAGGUUAAUGCUGCUCGUCUUCCAAUUGUUGUUGGAGCUUUGCUUGAUGUUGAUUGUAGUGAAGAUGCAAUUAAACAACUUAUAAUUAAUACUCGAGGAAAGUUCGAUAUUGAUGAAUUGGUUGAAGAGGUUGAGAAAAGAAACCGAUUGAAAUUGUUGAAUCAUUGGCUCGAAUCUAGAAUUCAAGAAGGCGCAACUGAUGCAGCAACACAUAAUGCGACUGCGAAAAUCUAUAUUGAUUCGAACAACAAUCCGGAACGAUUCUUGAAAGAAAAUCCAUAUUAUGACAGCAAAGUUGUUGGAAAAUAUUGUGAGAAAAGAGAUCCACAUUACGCAUUUUUGGCCUAUGAACGUGGACAAUGUGAUGCGGAAUUGAUCAAUGUUUGUAACGAGAAUUCGCUCUUCAAAAAUCUUGCCAGAUAUCUUGUCAAAAGACGCGAUUUCACACUUUGGGAACAAGUUUUGAAUGAGGAAAAUGUUUAUCGCCGACAAUUGAUUGAUCAAGUUGUUCAAACUGCUUUGUCUGAAACUCAAGAUCCAGAAGAUAUUUCGGUGACUGUUAAAGCAUUCAUGGCUGCUGAUUUGCCAAAUGAACUCAUUGAAUUGUUGGAGAAAAUUGUUUUGGACAAUUCGGCAUUUUCGGAGCAUAGAAAUCUUCAAAAUUUGUUGAUUUUGACCGCAAUGAGAGCUGAUCGUACACGAGUUAUGGAAUAUAUUCAAAAAUUGGACAAUUAUGAUGCACCAGAUAUUGCAAACAUUGCCAUCACUUCGGAAUUGUAUGAAGAAGCUUUUGCUAUUUUCAAGAAAUUCGAUGUGAACUCAAGUGCUAUCAAUGUUCUUAUCGAAAAUGUUAGCAAUUUGGACAGAGCUUAUGAAUUUGCUGAGAAAUGUAAUCAAUCGGAUGUUUGGGCAUCUUUGGCCAAAGCUCAAUUGAAACAAGAUUUGGUGAAAGAAGCUGUUGAUUCAUUUAUCAAGGCUGAUGAUCCAGGAGCAUAUAUGGAAGUUGUCAACAAAUGCUCACAAACUGGUUAGUUUUUCAACUAGAAUUUUAAGCAUUUAAAAAUAUUAAUGUACUUUUAGAACAUUGGGAAGAUCUUGUUCGUUAUCUCCAAAUGGCUCGUAAGAAGUCUCGUGAAUCUUACAUCGAAACCGAACUUGUUUAUGCUUUGGCAAAAACUGGAAGACUCGCCGAAUUGGAAGAAUUCAUCGCUGGACCAAAUCAUGCUCAAAUUGGACAAAUUGGUGAUCGUUGUUUCGACAAUGGAAUGUUUGAUGCCGCAAAAAUCUUGUUCAACAAUGUUUCGAACUUUGCCAAACUCUCUGUUACUUUGGUUCGUUUGGGUGAAUAUCAAGGAGCUGUUGAUGCGGCUCGUAAAGCGAAUUCAACAAAAACCUGGAAACAAGUUUGUUUCGCUUGCGUUGAAAAUGGAGAAUUCCGAUUGGCUCAAAUGUGUGGAUUGCAUAUUGUUGUGCAUGCUGAUGAAUUGGAGGAAUUGAUCAAUUUCUAUCAAGAUCGUGGACAUUUCGAAGAACUCAUUUGUAAGUUUUAUCUAAUUUACAAAAAUGAAUAUAAAAUGUGUUUUUUUCAGCCUUGCUCGAAGCUGCUCUUGGACUCGAACGUGCUCAUAUGGGAAUGUUCACCGAGUUGGCGAUUCUCUAUUCGAAAUAUAAACCAGAGAAAAUGAGAGAGCAUCUUGAAUUGUUCUGGAGUCGAGUCAAUAUACCGAAAGUUUUGAGAGCCGCGGAACAAGCUCAUCUUUGGGCCGAAUUAGUUUUCUUGUAUGACAAAUAUGAGGAAUACGAUAAUGCGGCUCUUACAAUGAUUCAACAUCCAACCGAAUCGUGGAGAGAACAACAUUUCAAAGAAGUCAUUGCUAAAGUUGCCAAUGUCGAAUUGUAUUAUAAAGCAAUGCAAUUCUAUUUGGAUUAUAAACCAUUGUUGUUGAAUGAUUUGUUGGUUGUUUUAUCGCCAAGAUUGGAUCAUUCAAGAACUGUUUUGUUCUUCAACAAAUGUGAGUUUGGCCUAGUUUCCAUUAAAACUUUUGAGACUGAUUAGUUGUUUUCCUAUUAAACAAUGUUUGCUUUUUUCAGUGAAACAAAUUCCACUUGUGAAGCCAUAUCUCCGUCAAGUCCAAAAUUUGAACAACAAAGCAAUUAAUGAAGCAUUGAAUCAAUUAUUGAUUGAUGAAGAAGAUCAUGCUGGACUCCGUUCUUCAAUUGAAGCACACGACAACUUUGAUAAUAUUGCAUUGGCUCAACAAUUGGAGAAACAUGCACUUGUUGAAUUCCGAAGAAUUUCCGCAUAUUUGUUCAAAGGAAACAACCGAUGGAAGCAAUCGAUUGAACUUUGCAAAAAAGACAAAUUGUACAAAGAUGCAAUGGAAUAUGCUGCUGAAUCGAGAAGCGGUGAAUUGGCAGAAGAAUUGUUGGGAUUCUUUUUGGAGGAGAAAUUGCACGAUUGUUUUGCCGCGUCGCUUUAUCAUUGUUAUGAUUUAUUGCAUCCGGAUGUUAUUAUGGAAUUGGCAUGGAAACAUAAAAUUAUGGAUUAUGCUAUGCCAUAUAUGAUUCAAGUUAUGAGAGAUUAUCAAACAAGAUUGGAGAAAUUGGAAAGAUCUGAAACUGAAAGAAAAGAAGAAAAAGCUGAACAACAACAACAAAAUGGAAUGACUAGUGAGUUUUUUGUUUGGGAUUUUAAUUUCUAGUCUUUUCCUUCACAAUCAGAAUAUAAUAUUGAUUUUUCAGUGGAACCUCAACUCAUGCUCACUUAUGGAGCCCCAGCUCCACCAAUGGGAUAUGGUGGUGCAGGAGGAUAUGGUGGAGCACCAGCCGGUUAUCCACAACAAGGAGGUCAACCACCUUAUGGUGCACCAGGAGCAUUUAUGUAAUUUUAUGAAUCAUUUGAAUUUCUAAACAAAAAAAUCCUACCCACACGGUUUCCCCCCAUCCCCAAUUUGUCCCAAAUUAUUCGCUUCUCUUCUUUUUUUUUUCUCUUUGAAAGGUGCAAAAUCAUUUUGUUUUUCUUUUUACCCUUUUCCUGAUUCCCGCAAAACACUUUAUUUCCUAUUCCUAUUCCCCAAAAAAUAAUCAAAUGUUAUUUAUUUUAUAGUUUUUGUUCGUGA
This is a messenger RNA of Caenorhabditis angaria, 6191 nucleotides long. The record is from the annotation of a GenBank genome assembly. NCBI's taxonomy places the organism in Eukaryota, Metazoa, Nematoda, Chromadorea, Rhabditida, Rhabditidae.